UCCUAUAUUUUGAAAUGGUUUGUGCCCCACCAAUUUUUUACACUGAGCAUAUUCCAUUACCCGAGACACUCUGGAACAGUGGGAUUAAGACCAGGCUAUUAUUUGACAGCAUCCCUUGGGUAAUUAGCAUUAAGUCUCUUGCUUAAGGGCAGAACAACCAAUUUAUUUAUUUUUCAUUGUUGGCUAAGGGAUUCAAACUAAAAACCUUUGGGUAUUGACCCAGUGCUCUAAUCACUAGGCUACCUGCAUUCCUUAUGCUGUGUAAUAUACAAUAUCUUUAAUAUAUAGUGUGUGGUUGAGGUUGCAAAGACGAAGUACACAAAUACCAUCAAGGACUAAGCCCCAACUUCAUAGUAACACUGAUAGUAUCCCACUCUCUUUUUUUAAGCUACUAGACAGUAUCAAUGGUACCUUCUCCUUGCAAAAGUCAUCCACCUGAAGUGUAUGUUCCUUUCCAUGUAUUAUUUGUCUCUCUGUUCUUGGAGACAUAUGGGUGGAUAGAAUCAGACACACCCAUAUCUUCGCCUAACCCAAACUCCAAACUAUGGUUUUCCUGCCUAACCAGACUCUCCACUCCACACACCUGUUGAGAGUGUGAAUAACUAGAUUCUCUUUGUUUAUGCCACAGCCUCUGGGAGUAUGCAAGUUAUUUGAGGGGAUUUCAUUUUCACAAUCAGGACAAAGUUAAGAAGCACAAUAGAAUACUACCGCUGUUAAACGACAAAGUUGUUCAAUGUUAAAGUUCACACAUUCCUGGAAGGUUUGAACAAAAUGGCUUUCAGUUUGUCAUUCCCAGAAGAGGAUUUACUCUGUCCUGUGUGCUGUGACAUCUUCAAGGAUCCCAUCGUCCUGUCGUGUAGCCACAGCUUCUGUAAAAUCUGUCUGCAAGAAUUUUGGAAACAAAACAAAUGUCUGGAAUGUCCAGUGUGCAGAAGAAGGUCCUCGAAGUCUGAACCUCCUUGUAACCGGGCCUUAAAGAAUUUGUGCGAAUCCUUCUUACAGCAGAGACAUCAGAGUGCUCCAGUUCUGCAGAGACCUGCAGUUCUCUGUAGUCAGCACAAUGAAAAACUCCAGCUCUUCUGUCUGGAGGAUAAACAACCUAUCUGUUUGGUGUGCCAGGCAUCAAAGACCCACAGAUCUCAUAACUUUGUCCCAAUUGAUGAGGCUGCACAGGACCACAAGGAGGAACUCCAGAUUGCUAAGGUGCCACUGAAAGAGAAACUGAAGGCCUUUAAUGAAAUGAAAGAAAUCUGUGAUAAAACAGCAGAUUAUAUUACGAGUCAGGUCCAGCAGGCAGAAGGAGAUAUUAAGAAGGAGUUUGAGAGGCUCCACCAGUUUCUGCGCAAAGAAGAGGCGGCCAGGAUAGCUGAAUUGAAAGAGGAAGGCAAGCAGAAGAGUUUGAUAAUGAUGGAAAAGAUUGAGGAGCUGAACAGAUUGAUAUCAUCCCUUUCAGACACAAUCAGAGCUAUUGAGAAGGAACUGAGAGCUGAAGACAUCUCAUUCCUCCAGAACAUCAAGGCCACCAUAAUAAGGGCCAAGUGCACACUGCCAAAUCCACAGCCGGUUUCAGGAGCGCUGAUAGAUAAAGCCAGACACCUGGGAAACCUGCCUUUCAGAGUCUGGGAGAAGAUGCAGGAGAUUGUUAAACACACCACUGUAGUUCUGGACCCAAACACUGCGCAUGCCUCUCUCUGUCUAACUGAUGAUCUGACUGGUGUGAAAUGCUCAGACCAAAAGCAGCAGCUCCCUGAAAACCCAGAGCGGUCUGCAUUCUAUGCAGAUGUUCUGGGCUCUGAGGGGUUCCUCUCAGGGAAGCACAGCUGGGAGGUAGAGGUGGGGAAGCAUCCUUACUGGUUUGUGGGAGUGGUCAAAGAGUCAGCUGACAGGAAGGUGAAGAUAAAGAGAACACCCAGAUUUGGAAUCUGGGAAAUAGGACAGGUGGGUGGUCAAUAUUUUGCGGCCGGUGGGUCCAUCAGUCUGAAGAAGAGACCCGAGAAGAUCAGAGUACAGCUGGAUUAUGACAGGGGAGAGGUGUCCUUCUGCGACCCUGAAGACAAGACGGUCCUCUUUACCUAUAAAGACACAUUUACUGAGAGAAUGUACCCAUUGUUCUCUGUUGGAAUGGCUGAUAAUUACAACCGAGAUCUACAGAUCUGCCAAUCAGAGGUGUUUUUGAAAGUCGUUUCAACAGACUGAGGUGUCCAGCUCCUCAUCAGGUGGUGAGGUAUUUGCUGAACAAUGCCAAUGUUUUAAAAGUGACUAUCAACAAUGUGAUCAUUAUGAUGACAAAGAUGGUUUGCCCAGAGCUUUAUGUUUAGAAUAGCUGUCGUUCAGAUUGAAACAUCUAGCUGUCUUUGAGAAUUUGAAGCAUUACUGUUGGUUAUUAAAUCUAUUGAUUCUUGUUGUAAAACAGAUAACAUACAAAAUAAUUUUUUUCUGAGUUCAAUAUUUGUUUUACAAAGUCAAAGGUCUUGUAACUAUUGCUUGAAGUCUGCUCUCUUUAGGUAACUGAAUAAUUAGAAAAAAUGCAGAGCAGUGGUCCAGGGUUAAUACUACAGGCUCCAUGCUAAUAUGUGGUUGACCACUGAUCUAUCAAUCAUCUGCCUCACUCAGUUUUUCACUUUCAGUAUAAAAAGCCUAGGGAAAAAACUAAGAAAUAUAUGUAGGGAGUGUCCACUCAUCUUUUUAAACAGAAUAAAAUCCUUAUUACUUUCCUGGUUACAGUGUCUUUGUCAAAAGUUUUUUGGAUUAAAGCAUAGGUGUCGAAUUGGUUCCACAGAGGGUCAAGUGCCAGCAGGUUUCCAGUCUUACCUUGUGUGAUUGACUAAUAAGGUUACAAAUUAGUCAGGAUCUACCCUCACCUGGUUGUUAAGGUUUGAACUAGGCACCAAUUUACUUUUGUUUUUUACAAUUGCUAACAUCCUUUUGUCCAAUAGUCACAUUUUCAGAACUCUAAACACAAUUGGCACAAUAUCUGUCUUUUUUUUGGACCAUACCAUUAACACAAUUCAUGUUGUUUUCACAGAGUUUGCAGUAAAUUAACACAUUUCUAAAAUGCUUACAUUUUCUUUACAUACAAGCUUGCCUAAUACCAAAAUUAUGGAUUUGUAUUGGCUAAUUUACAAAUGCUUGCACACAGCAUGCCAGAAAUGAAGACCUAAUGUUCAAAACCUUAAAUAUUGUAUAAAGGCUUUACUUCUGCUACAACAGCAGUUCAAAAGCUAUAUUGAAACAACUGAAAAGCAUUUUUGAAUGAACAGGUCAUUGAAACAUUGAGAAAUAGCUGUAAGUUGUUUUAUUUUUACACAUUUUGAACCAAAGGUCAUGUUUGUUGGAGUUAUUGUUACUCUCUGGCAGCAAUUUCAUGUUGCUAAUAAUGCUUUUAUUGUAGCAAUUCUGUC
Esox lucius (northern pike) is the source of this 3401-nucleotide messenger RNA. Its product is annotated as nuclear factor 7, brain. The record is from RefSeq and is a predicted model, not a curated record. Gene Ontology annotation, molecular function: protein binding; zinc ion binding. The transcript has 6 exons. NCBI's taxonomy places the organism in Eukaryota, Metazoa, Chordata, Actinopteri, Esociformes, Esocidae. Bases 772 to 2196 code for a protein of 474 amino acids.